This is a messenger RNA of Vicia faba (fava bean), 834 nucleotides long. The record is from the annotation of a GenBank genome assembly. NCBI's taxonomy places the organism in Eukaryota, Viridiplantae, Streptophyta, Magnoliopsida, Fabales, Fabaceae.
AUGGGGAUUGAGAGAAACAUGAAGGACAUGAAAGGGAGGGAGUUGUGUGAAGUGCUUGAUGAGACAAAUACCAACGACAUGAAGUCGAGAAAGAACCGGCGACAUCGUCGGUGGAUGAAGAUGUCGCCGGUUCAGAAACUUUUUCUUGCUUGCCAACAUGUUUUUGCUAACGCUUCACCUGGAGUUGUUCCUUCUUCUCAGCACAUUGAAUUGCUUCGUUCUAUUUUAGCUGGAAUAAAACCAGAAGACCUUGGAUUGAAACCUGACAUGCCAUAUUUCACUAACAACAAUGCUGGAACACCAAAAAUUACAUACCUUCACAUUUUCGAGUGUGAAAAAUUCUCGAUGGGAAUAUUUUGCUUACCACCUUCAGCUGUAAUUCCUCUUCACAAUCAUCCUGAAAUGACAGUUUUUAGUAAGCUUCUGUUUGGAACAAUGCACAUCAAAUCUUAUGAUUGGGCUGUUAACUUGCCGGCUGAUGCCUAUCAAACCGAGAUACUGGAGAAAAGAUUGGCUAAAGUGAAGGUUGAUGCUGAUUUCACUGCUCCUUGUGAUCCUUCCAUCCUUUAUCCUAAUGAUGGUGGCAACAUGCAUUGCUUCACUGCAGUCACAGCUUGUGCAGUUCUAGAUGUUCUUGGUCCUCCCUACUCUGAUCCUGAUGGCAGACACUGCGCAUAUUACCAAAGUUUUCCUUUCUCCAACUUUCCAGUUGAUGAAACAUCCAUACCAGAAGAAGAAAAGAAAGAAUAUGAAUGGCUUGAAGAAAGAGAGAAACCAGAGAGUUUACAAGUGAUCGUGAAAAUGUACAGCAGUCCAAAGAUUAUGGAGAAUUAA